CGAGUGUUUCCUUCCGCCAUUGUUGAGGAAACGGUGUUAUUCUUCUGUGCGGGUUCACACCUACCAUCAUUGGAUAACAGCACUCGAAUCAUUCAGGUACUUAGCAUCCUGGAGGAGGAUAUAUAAGCGGGCGAAGUACUGUUUAUACAAACACUGCACUACCUCGUGUCCACACACAGACAGGGUAUUCUAGGUCGUCUGUGACUCUGACAGCGCACGCUUAGCCAUUUUUCGAUACGUCGCUUUUACUCCUAUAUCAACGGUCUCUCUCCUUUGGAUAGUUUUCACGCACAAGGAUUCCGUUUUUUUCCGGAAGCAAUGGCUGGUGCUGCAAAGUUCAGUUUUUCCGUGAGGAGCAUCCUGGAUUUGCCUGAAAAUGACGCAGAGACAGUGCAGCCCUCCACCGGUAACUCCUGCUCCAGCUCCCCUUACUCCUCCUGGAUGGACAGCGACCGGACCCCUUGUCUCUUUUCAGAUGAGAGCAGCCUGGAGACUGCCCCAGACUCAACCAAGUCAGAUGAGUCUUCUCCGGACUCAGAGGCCGAGAAGAAGAAGUGCCGCGUGCUCUUCUCCAAGGCCCAGACCUUCGAGCUCGAGAGGCGUUUCCGUCAGCAGCGCUAUCUGUCAGCACCAGAGCGCGAGCAGAUUGCCCAUAUUCUCCGCCUGACGCCGACGCAGAUUAAGAUCUGGUUCCAGAACCACCGGUACAAAAUGAAGAGGUCACGAGCGGAGGGAACGUCACAAGACAUAAACCAACCGUCUAUGUUGCGCAGAGUAGUGGUACCCAUCCUAGUUCGGGAUGGCAAGCCGUAUCAGACCUGUUUCAUUGACACGGAGAAAGGAGGCUGUCUUGGACCGACCACAUUCCCGGGUACACCCUUUAGUUUUGGGUACCAGUCUUUCCAGCAUCCGUCGCCGUUCUCUCUACCUCAACAAUACCAGCACUUUGCCAGCCCGGCAGCAUCCAGACACACCUUUGCUUGGAGAGACUUUCUGAACGACUCAGCUCAAUUCAGUGCUUUUACGUGA
Messenger RNA from Oncorhynchus kisutch (coho salmon), 1029 nucleotides. RefSeq names its product homeobox protein Nkx-2.8-like. The record is from RefSeq and is a predicted model, not a curated record. The transcript has 2 exons. Gene Ontology annotation, cellular component: nucleus. Gene Ontology annotation, molecular function: DNA-binding transcription factor activity, RNA polymerase II-specific; RNA polymerase II cis-regulatory region sequence-specific DNA binding. NCBI's taxonomy places the organism in Eukaryota, Metazoa, Chordata, Actinopteri, Salmoniformes, Salmonidae. Bases 319 to 1029 code for a protein of 236 amino acids. Gene Ontology annotation, biological process: cell differentiation; regulation of transcription by RNA polymerase II.